Molecule: messenger RNA, 137 nt
Organism: Nannochloropsis gaditana CCMP526
Exons: 1
Source: RefSeq, a predicted model, not a curated record
ACUCUCCCCCAGCCACUUGCUGAGGAGCUCGGGUCCCUUGACGGCCAGAAAGUUCAUGCCAGACUCGGUGGCCAAGGCUCUCGCCAUGAGCGUCUUGCUGCAGCCCGGGGGGCCGUACAGAAGGACACCUUUGGGCG